AUGUCAGAUGAACAUGAUACUGCUAAAUUACAGGAUGAUGGUGAUCGCUUACCUUCAGCUGGCAGUGCAGUAUUAAAUACCAGUGAUGGAAACACUGAUGUCAGUGCAACUCACGGGACUACAGCCUCCAAACGUUCUGUCCUGGGAUCGAAGACAUUGAAGACGAAGGCAAGUUUAAUGAAAAAUCAAGUCCGUCCUGAAGCGUUCGAAACAGUAUCAGCGGACGAAGUGGACCCCUCAUUUAAGUUAAAAACCAUCGGAAAGCUCGAUGAACAGCUGGUGCUAACUCCAAUGGAGUUAAAAGAAGAAGUCUCUCGAACACUAACAGAUAAGAAUCCGAAACAACCAGACAAUUUAGUCGAAUACAGUCAGAAAGACAGCUGCUUUGUAGGUGUUGGUCCCACUACUUACGCCGCUGUUCUCUAUGAGUUGCAAGAUACUGAGAGUGAAUCGAAGGAAGAGAUUGCAGCUCAAGAAUCGGAAGAGAAAGACGCAGCUGCAGACGAAGAAGGUGCAGGGGAAGAGAAUGCGGUAGACGGGGAAGAUGAGGAGAAGGAAGAGGAUGUUGGGCGAAAAGACAGUUCUGCCGACGCUCCGCGGGCGGGGGGAGCGAAAAAAAUAACAAACCAAUUUAACUUCUGUGAGAGAGCUGCAAUGACUUUUAAUAACAAAAAACGUAUUAUAGCAACACAAACAAUGCCACCUCCUCGUGCGGUGUUUUCAAAACAAAUUUGUCAGUAUACAAUUUACGAUGGUUACCAAGAAGAUUUCCAGAACCAGAAAAGAGAGAAAGAAAAGGAAAAAGAAAGAAAGGAAAAGGGACAGCAACAGCAAACACACACAACAGCUCCAACAAAGAAGAAAAUUUGCAAAAAAAAUAAUAACUUAUCGGAAACUUCGAAAAGAAUGGCUGCAGCGGUUAGAACAUUGGAAAGGAUGGUUAAUCAGAAUAUCUUCGAUGAUAUUGCUCAAGUUGAUUUUAUGAAAUCACCUCCCCAAGGUGCGGUGUGUCUUUAUACAUUAAAGAAUCCAUCUCAUCCAGAAUACGUGUUCACCACGGAUGCUCCUGUAAUGUGUGUAGACAUCCAUCCCGCACACCCUCAUCUGUUUGUGGUGGGAAGAUGGGAUGGAAAUGUGGCAGUGUACAACGUGCGCCUCCACAGCAACCAACCUCAGUAUAGAAGUAAUUCUGUGAGACAUAAACAUGAAAGCAUUGUUUGGCAGGUGAAGUGGGGUUGUGGAACUGCAAUUACAUUUCAUCCAAAUGAACCAUUAACAUUUCUGGUGGGCACUGAGGAAGGCUAUAUUCACAAAUGCAGUACUGCAUAUACGUCUAUGUACCUAAUGACAUACCAAGCUCACCACAUGCCGAUACAUCGUAUUGACUAUAAUAAAUUUAAUCCAAAUAUAUUCAUUUCAUGUAGUGCAGAUUGGAGAAUAAAAAUGUGGGAAGACAACAGAAUGAUUCCACUGUUUGUCUUUGAUGUUGGCUCACCAAUUGGAGAUAUUGAAUGGUCCCCGUAUUCAAGUACUGUUUUUGCUUGUGUUACGAAUGAUGGAAAAGUCCAUGUUUUUGACAUCAAUAUCAACAAAUAUAAACCAAUAUGCUCACAGUCUGUGGUUUCGAAAAAACGAAAUAAGUUAACAAGACUAUCCUUCAAUUUUAAAUUACCCAUAAUCAUCGUUGGGGAUGACAGAGGCUCCCUUAUCACUCUGAAAAUGUCACCAAAUCUUCGGAAGAAAAUGAAACCACCUAAGAAAGGACCUCCCAUAGAUCCUUGGGUAUUGGAGGCACGGAAACUUGAAAAACUUUUGGCGUUGGUCCGAGAACCAGGACAGCAAGUGGAACUGAGUGUAUCCGCCCGUGAAUAAUGUUGACAUGAUUCUCUGCAAAGAAAGCAAAUGACCAGACGAAAAUCAGAAAACUCUAUAGGGUAUUCCAGCCCAGACCAAGAUAAGAUAAAGAAAAAUUUAUUCAAGAAAAAAGCGAAGAAGUGGAAGAACAUAACAACAAAUGGAGAUCUUAAGAAAAUUUCCAGGUCAUCCGAAAUAUGAUCACGGAGUGUAACCAACAAUGACGAAUGUUAAGAACGAGAACGACAAAAUAAAUACAACAAAAGAAGAGAUCACGGAAAGAUGGGAAGAAUACACGAAAAAGUUAUAUGAGAAGAACUUACAAAUAGAGUUGUGGAUAAAUAUAGAUGAUUACGAAAAAGAGCCAAAGAUAGAAGAAACGCAUUGGGCGACAAAACCACUGAAAAAUGGGAAGUCCCCGGCUGUAGAUAAUACUCAAAUCGAACUAUGCAAAGCUACAGGAGAAGAAAUCUUGGCGAAAUGGAUCUGGAAAAGAAAUAGUGAACAGAUUCGCAACGUACUAUAAUUAUUCCAUUACCUAAGAGAUUGUGCAAAUAACACCACCAUUGCAUGAAUACCGUGUGAUUGAGUCAAUCUGCAAAAGUCAUCCGUCGGAAAAAAAAUAUUUAAAAAUGUUAUUGAUGUAAGCCUAUACUUUCUUAAGAUUUUCAAACACAAUUCACAUUGAAAGAAACCCCAUUUUCUAUCUCCUCUGGAAAGUUGUGUAGAUUACAUUACGUCGCGUAAGCGUUAGCGUAAAGCAUAUCCUAAGAUCAUACUCACAGAAAAAGAUUUCCUUGUUUUUUAAACUCGUUUGAAUGUUCCAUAUUAUUUAUAUCAUUGUGGCCGAUACGUCACGAAAGAGUCACGUGCAACUGGUUUUGCAUACUGUAAUUUCUACAGAUAACUUUUUCU
Molecule: messenger RNA, 2769 nt
Organism: Gryllus bimaculatus (two-spotted cricket)
Lineage: Eukaryota; Metazoa; Arthropoda; Insecta; Orthoptera; Gryllidae
Source: the annotation of a GenBank genome assembly